AUCUCAAACGUUUAUUUUUCCGGGGAACGGAAAACAAACAAGUCUGAUUGAACGGGUCAUUCCUCGAGGACGUUGCUUACGUGCCAAGCAUUCCUUCUCCUUCUCCUACUGUUCGGCAUGGUCAGAAAUAGGUCGGCGGAAAGCCCAAACGAUCCUAAUUAGUGUGACGCUGCAUGUUGCUAUGACAGCUGGCAUCGGGUAUGGACAUGGGCGGACCCACCAACCCAAUGGGACCAUGUGGUUCUCACUGCUGAUUUGUUGUGAUUUGUUUCCAGAUAGAGGAAAGAGAGAGAGCGAGUAUGAACAGCAGCAUAAGAACGGGAGGCGAGACAAAUGGAACAGGGCUUUCCCUAAUGAGCUGAUGUCUGGGAUUAUUAACCGAAUACGCCUUUGACAUUUAAUGUCCUCAAGCAGAGUGAAUCAUUGAUAGUAGCCUGGUGUUUUGUUGCUUCUUCUAUCUGCUAUGAAACGGGGCAAUUUGAGGCUUCCUUUAGUUGUUUGUAGGGAUAAAGAAAUAUAACAAAUCCUGUGUCAGUUUAUGAAAUAUUUCCGCUGCCAAGUAGGCAACUAGUUGCGACAGGUGCGCACUGAGCGAGACCAGGAUGGGCAGGCGGGAAAUUCGCAGAGACCACCGCAGCAGCAGCAGCGUGAUGAGCACUGAAGACCGGUCAGAACGGAGGGAGAACAUGCAGGACACGGCAGAUACCGAAACCGGCGAUGAUGGCUCCGAGACCUCAAGUCUGGAAAGCCGUCGUCUCCUCAGCGGGGACAAGCGCCCCAGCCACACCGGGGAAAGUGGCUCUAUGCCGGUGGAAGUGAAGAAGCACCAACAUAAACACAAUUUGAAACACCGCUACGAGGUAAUGGAGACGCUGGGAAAAGGCACCUACGGGAAAGUGAAGAGAGCGGUGGAGAGAACGACCAGGAAGACGGUGGCCAUCAAGUCGAUUCGUAAGGAGAGCAUCACUGAUGAUCUGGACAGAGUUCAUAUCCAGAGAGAGAUAGAAAUCACCUCCGCCCUCAAACACCCCUACAUCAUACGCUUCCACGAGGUGUUUGAGAGUCGUGAUAAGAUAGUGAUAGUGAUGGAGUACGCCAGCAGAGGGGAGUUGUAUGACUACGUCAAUGAGAGGAGGAGACUGGUGGAGACAGAGGCCAGAGACCUCUUCAGACAAAUCACCUCCGCCGUGCACUACUGCCACACGAAUGGCGUGGUCCAUCGAGAUCUGAAGCUGGAGAACAUUCUACUAGACCAGGACCUGAACGUCAAGCUGGCUGACUUUGGCCUGUCCAACCGCUUUAAGAAGGACAAUUUGCUCCAGACGUACUGUGGGAGUCCUCUCUACGCCUCCCCAGAGAUAGUCAAGGGACUGCCCUAUCAUGGCCCAGAGGUGGACUGCUGGGCUAUGGGAGUCUUGCUGUAUGCGCUGGUGUACGGCAGUAUGCCGUUUGACGGGGCCAGCUACAGAGCGCUCACAGAGCAGAUCAGCCAGGGACGCUACCGCAGACCAAACCCUCCCUCAGACGCCUGUGCCCUGAUUGACUGGCUGCUGACGGUGCGUGUAGAGGAGAGGGCCACGGUGGAGGACAUAGCUAACCACUGGUGGGUCAACUGGGGCUAUGAGGACAGUGUAUGUGACUGCCCCUCAUCCCCCCACCAGGACUGCCCCUCCCCGCUGCUCGCCCGCUACAUCGACUGGCAGAACCGGGUUGCCACGGCAACCAGUUGCCCGAGCUCUGACCCUUCCGCUCACCCUCACCCGUUCUACUUCAGCUUCCCCCUGAAGGGUGAUCGCGGGGGAGGGGGGAGGUCGAGGGGGGAGAGGUCAAGUUUAAGGAAGUCGCGUAAGGUGAACACUAUUCCCCAGAAUGCACUGGGAGCAUGUAGUCCAGUUUGUACGACAACUACCAUCAACACCACCACCACCACUGCCGCCUCCAUUUCCUCUUCCUCCAUAGGCCACGUCGAGAGGAAGAAACCAAAGGGGAUUCUGAAACCCCAGCGGAGCUUUGAUUCAACCUUCCUGCCCCCUCCUAGAGUGAUGGGGGAGAACUCCUCCGCCAAGCCCUGCAACCUGCCUCCCCAGCCCCACAGAGCUCACACACACACUCACUCACACAGUGAUGGUCUGUCCACAAGCCUGCCUGCCCCCUCUAUGUUCUCCCAUUCCUCCUCCAUGAUGCCCAAGAAGGGGAUCCUAAAGAACCUGUAUGGUGGUGAGUCAGGGUACUGCUCAUCCCCAGAGAGAGGUAUGUCUGGAGCGGGCACAGGAGUAGGAGGUAGAGGGGUAGAUGGAGAUAUGUGCUGCUCUUACGAUCCCCGCUCCCCCAGCUCAGAGCACAGUCCAACGAUGCGGACGGAAGCAGUGAGAAGGAGGAAAGGCAUUCUAAAGCGCAACGGCAAGUUCUCACACAGCCUGGACCUCCCUGAUGCCCUUCAUCCCUCCUUAUCCUCAGCUCUGGCCCAUUUCCCUGAGGCACUGAACCAGCUCCAUCAGGCCUCUGGGGGCAGCAGACCCCCCAGCGUGGUGAGUGAGGACAGCCUCCUCUCCUCCGAUUCUUUUGACCUGCUGGACCUCAGCGCCCAAUCACGCCGCAGGAUCUUCUCCCGGGGCACCCAAUGCAGUGCUUGCAGCUCAGAAGAGGAACUCGAGGACCCGGUAGCAAGGGCGGCAGACGGGAUUGGAUUAGGAAGAGGGCGGGGCAGAGAGGAGGAAGAUGAGAUGUCAUUGGAGGAGAGACAGGAGAUGCUAAGAUAAGAUAAAGGUUGCGUUCCCCUGCUCAACCAAUGGUUGCGUGCCACAUCAUCGACUGUCCCAUCGGGCACCAGAUUGCUAUAACAUAUGAUGUGGGUAGCUGAUACAUAAAAUACCUAUCCAGGUGUUGUAAGAUCUGGCAUGCGUCAUUAACGCCUGGGUAGAGCAAUGUGCCCACAAUAUGAUAAGCCCAAGAGAUGACUGGACUCUUGUAAUAUCAGUUACUGGUGCUGUCUGAUAGGCCCAACUUACUGACAGACUUUGUCUUUGCUAACCAAAUGACAAAUAAGAAUAAAGAAUUCAGCGGAAGCACCUAGUCAUACAACCUGCAGUGAUCGUAUGUUGAAGGAAAGUCAUCAAGAAAUUGAUUGUUCAUUUCAUCAAGAUCAGUUACUGAUUGGAAUGGAUUGAGACUGCUGUCCUAGUGAUGGGCCAGAUUGGCAUUCCCAAUCUGGCCCUCAUACCAUCAUGGCCAUCUAAUCAUCCCCUACUUCCAGUUGGAUCAUUCAUCCCCCCUCCUCUCCCCUGUAACUAUUCCCCAGGUCGUUGUUGUAAAUGAGAAUGUGUUUUCAGUCAAUUUACCUGGUAAGAUAAGGGUAAAAAAUAAAAUGUCUAUGGAAUCCUGUGGACACGAAGCUAAUGUGCAAUGUUAAAGACAUAGUUCAAAUUGUUCCUUUAAUUCAAGCAUGCUGUUUGUAGCAUCAGCCUUGAGUUGUUUGAUUCCUGCAUGGGCCAAAUAUACUGUAUAAUAUACCCAUUUGAUGUGUUAAUUCUGAGUCACUUUAGUUAAAACAAUGAUCUAAAUGUCUGUACAGUGUAUGUCUUUGACUGGGGUGAAACCAAAUGGUGUCAACGUGGAUGUGUUAUCUCUGUGCCACAAGACAUGUAAUAUUACUCUUAUUUCAUCUGAUUUCACCGACAGCAUGAGCCUUCAGAUAUAUAUAUAUGAUCUCUGAGGUCACAAGAGGCUGACUGAUGGCAUUUUACCAUGGAAUGUGAUCUUAUGAUCAAACAGACUGGAAGAUUGAAUGAGACUUUGAGGAUUUUAAAUCUGGGAUCUGUGUGCUGGAAAAGUGUAAGGGUAUGUGAUUACAUUUGACUGGGAGGCAAGGAGGUAGUUACAUAAAGUAUUAUUGCUUUGGUUUUUGGAUUGGUUCAACCGUUUUGGUACUGUGAAAGAACAAAUAAAUACAAGGAAUGAUGAAAAUGAAUACUUUUUUUCUGGAAAUAGGCCUAAUGUUUUCUGCUGUCUCACUUCCUUCAGAAUGAGCAACGACCAAAAAGCACAUUCAUUUAUCAUAAAUUGCAGGAAGUGUUUGAGGUAUUAAUAACUUGACUGAUUUGUGUCCCUGGCACUUUCACAGAUGUCUGGAGGUCUAGAAAUAAGAUGCUGAGAAAACAUUGUGAGCCAAUGGAGAUGACAGAUUAAACAAGCUGGAUACAAAAAUAGGAGCUUUUUAAAAUACAAUCAUGAUAGUGAUUAUAAAACGCCUGUCUGAUACCGAACAGAACAUCCAUUUUUAGACACUUCUCUGUUCUCUGCAGUGGAGAGGCCUUUUCCCUGGGUUGAUCAUAAGUAGGGGAACAUCAGGAAGAACAGAGCAUUGUGUUUAUAAUGUGCCACUAGUGGUUGUUUUUGAUCGAUAGCAGAAACCCCUUUCUGUCCCUCUACACAAAGACAUAUUUACUCUAAAGUCCAUUUCCAUGUUCUGUUCAUUUGCUAUGAUUAGAAACCAUCUGAAGUAGUGCACUCUACUGACUGGAGUCACAAACACAAAAUGACUGAUGCCUUGCCUCUCUGUUGCAAAUGCUGUCCAUACCACAAUCCCCUCUAUGGAGCGAAUCUAGGUCAUAGUCCAGCCAAACCCUCACCAUGUCACCUCAUGCCAUCAAAACGACUGACCCAAAGGCAGCCAUUUUAAUCUCAGGUUGACUCUAGUGUUUUUGUUAUCCACAUCAGAAAAGGAUGGCGUUGCGUAAAUGGCUAAUCCUAUUCUUUUCAGGGAGACUUGAUGAUGUCAUGGCUCAGGCAACACUAAACUAACAUUUACCCAAGAAUGGGGGUAAGAAUAACAUUCAGCUAAGCAACACAGAACAUCUGAAUAAUGGAUUGUAUGCAGCGAGAGUAAUUUGUCCCUCUCUUUAGAAUCAUCAUCAAGAAUCUUUUCCCUUAACUUUGGAGCAGUGUGUUUAUCUACUUGAUACGUACAGUGCCUUGCAAAAGCAUUCACCCCCUUGGUGUUUUUCCUCUUUUGUUGCACUACAACCUGUAAUUUAAACUGAUUUUUAUUUGGAUUUCAUGU
Molecule: messenger RNA, 5059 nt
Organism: Oncorhynchus gorbuscha (pink salmon)
Lineage: Eukaryota; Metazoa; Chordata; Actinopteri; Salmoniformes; Salmonidae
Product: NUAK family SNF1-like kinase 1
Exons: 7
Coding region: 603-2759 (718 amino acids)
Biological process (GO): microtubule cytoskeleton organization; protein phosphorylation; intracellular signal transduction
Cellular component (GO): cytoplasm
Molecular function (GO): ATP binding; tau-protein kinase activity; protein serine/threonine kinase activity
Source: RefSeq, a predicted model, not a curated record